Staurois parvus is the source of this 871-nucleotide messenger RNA. Lineage: Eukaryota; Metazoa; Chordata; Amphibia; Anura; Ranidae. The record is from the annotation of a GenBank genome assembly.
AUGGGGAUCUGCUGGACGCGGUGCUGCAGCCUCCUCCGUAGGAAUAGCAGCCGGCUACAGAGAGCGGGAGGAGGAUCUAAAUACUUCAGAAACUGUUCAAGAGGAGAGCAUUUUACUAUUGAGUUUGAAAAUCUUGUAGAAAGUGAUGAGGGGGAAAGUCCAGGAAGUAGUCAGAGACCUUUAAGUGAGGAAGAAAUAUGUGAUUUAAAGGAAAGACACUACGACUCUAUUGUUGAUCGACAGAAAUCUGAUGAUGUCAGGUUACAGCAUGAGUUAGCGUUACAAGAGAAGAAGUUAAAACUAGAAGAGGAGGCUUUAUACACUGCACAGCGUGAAGCUGCCAGGGCAGCCAAGCAGAAAAAAGAUAUUGGAGCAACAUCGACAGCAGUGGAUAAAACAGAGAGCUCAGGCCAUAAAGAAUGGUGACAGCUCUGUACCAGAAGAUUUUGAAUCAUAUUUGCAUAGUGUGAGAUCUCAAUAUGAAGCUGUCAGAAAUAGCAGGUUAUCAUCUGAUGCUAAUCUCCUCACGCCUAAUACGGAGAGUAGUUGUGAUUUAACAACUAGAACAAAGUCAACCAGUGGGAAUGAUGACAGCACUUCACUGGAUCUUGAGUGGGAAGAUGAAGAAGGAAUGAACAGACUAGUUCCAAUGCGAGAACGCUCAAAGACUGAAGAGGAUAUCCUCCGAGCAGCCUUAAAAUGCGGUGGCAAAAAGCCUGAAAGCCACAGAGCCUCUGCCUCGGAUGACUCAAAUGGCCUUGAAUGGGAGAACGAUUUUGUGAGUGCUGAGAUGGAUGAUAAUGGGAACUCGGAGUAUGCUGGGUUUGUAAACCCUGUCACUGAACUGUCUGCAGAGCCACAGGACAGAUAG